GAUUAGCUGGUGUAAUUCAAAAUGGCAGCCUAGUGUGGGGAAAAGUAAUGCGGUUAUUAUGUCAACAUGUCACUUUUGAGACUCUGUGCCUUUCCAAAGUGUCUGAGUGGUCGCAUACUGUUGGAAAUAAGUGUUCGUCGCGUGCCAUAUGUUGACCAUUGCCUUACAAUCCGGAAUAACAUUGAAAGGCACAUUUCAGAGCCACCAUGGACAUCACAACGAAGACAUUUCUCAGCUCUGAUCCCAAAGAAAGAAGAUGGGAAAAAACGAGUAUGGGAACAAUCUCAGCUGCUGGAUGUGCUCGAAGCCAGGAUCCAGCAACUCCAAUCUGACGUCAUUGUAGAUGUCCAACAAGAAAAGGUGCAAUUUGUUAAAGCUUCCAAGUCAGGGAUAGGGGCUUCUUCAGGGAACAGUCCCAAGAAUGUGUUUGGGGAGAGGACUGAGGUGCCCAAGGCGGGACAGACUGUUAGUAAGGGAGGGGGACAGGCUGUUAAAGGAGAGAGCAAAGAUGCAUCAGCCUCCAAAUCCCGCUGGAUGGAGAAACUGAGCCAGGAGAAGAAGACUAAAACAAAGAAACUGAAGCAGAAGCUAGGCCUAGAGGAUAAACCUGUGAAAAGCAGCAAAGGCAAACUGAUGCUACCAGGUACCUCACAUAAAACCAUAUCGACAAAAGCAGGAAUAAAGACUGCAUCAACUGUUAAAAAGAGUAAAAGUCUGAAAAACCAAGAGCACACCAUGGCAGCUUCAAAGCACGAGCACAGUAUGGCAGCUGCACCGGUUGCUGCUGCUAAUGUGCCUAUUAGAAAAGCCAAAGGGAAGGGUAAAGCCUCGAAGGAGCCGGCUCCUGAGUUGUCGGAGGCCAGGAACAGGGCCGAGGAGAUGGAGAGGAAGGCUGAGGCCAAGGCCCGGGAGCUGGCAGAGGUGGAGGAGCUGGAGAGGAAGCUGAACCAGUGGGCUGUGUCGGCCAGACCUGAGCUUGUGCAGGAUAACAGCGAGGCCAGGGUGUACGGCGACGUCCAGCGCAGUGUGCGCUGCUACCUGGAAGCCUGUGUGUUCUGUGGGGACAUCGACAGAGCUCACCGCUUUCUGCUCAGCCACCACCGUAUGGUCAGCCGACGCAACCUGCUCAACAUAGGACUCUACAACAUCAUGAUGAGGGUCUGGGCCAAGAAGGGCUCUUUAAACCAGAUUGGCCGUAUGUUCAUUCUGAUAGAAGAAGCUGGUCUGAAGCCUAACCUUGGCUCUUACUGUGCUGCUCUGGAGUGUAUGGGUCGAAACCCUGACUGUUCGCCACAUGUCAUCAACAGGGUCUUGCGUCAGAUGGAGGAGGAUGGCCUGCCUGUGGACGAGCUGUUCAGUCACUGUGUGUUCAGGCAGGAUGAGAGGGACAUGGUGCUCAGAGCCAUCCACACCGUGCAACCAGACUUCCAGUCCAGCAUCAACACUAUCCUGCAAACCUGCUCCUCACCACUAGUCAAAGACUUCUACACAGAGAGGGCAGAUGCUAAAUACCCCAAGAUGGCCUUCAGCCUGGAGGAGCUGCAGGAGAGGUUUAGCCGUCAGCUGAGCAUCGAGCAGGCCAGCACCAUCACCAUUCACUCUGUGGAGGCCAUGAAGCCUGUCACCUCACACAUGGCCAAGAUGCGGGACCUUCUGGCAGUGCAGCGGUUAGUGUGGCACAAAGCCCUGGUUGGGGCCCUGAGGGAGGGCAAGAUAAUCUUGGCCAGCAGCACCCAGAAAGCCGUCAGACUCAGCCUCUACCCCUACCUCUGUCUGCUGGAUGAAAAGGACUAUGUAGACAUCAUGAUCCAGAGUCUGUCCAACCUGCCUCCCAGUGGGGAGUCUCUCCACAUCCUGGCCAAGGAGCUAGGCAACCGGGUUCACAACAGGUUCUGCAUCCGCAUGAAGGGACACAAUCAGAUGGUGGACAAGCUUAGUCAUAUCUACAAUGAAUAUACUGAGCUGCUGGCCAAAGACUCUAAGGAGUUUGACGUAUUGCCUAGGGAGCGAUGGUGGAAGCUGGAGGCGGAGCAUAGCUCUGGUCCCUCCCUGCUGGGGGACGAGACCCACUGGCCUCACAUGGUGGUGGUGGAGCUGGGUACCUACCUGGUGGACCUCAUGGUCAAGCACAUGAAAGUGAACAGCGACCUCCUCAACUCUGCCUACGACCGAAAGCUCAUCCCUGUGCUCUACCACAUGUACACCUUCCGCAGUAACAAACAGGUCGGCUUCAUCAAGCCGCACCCCAUCCUGACGCAGAUGCAGCAGGAUGCCAUGGACACCACGCUGACCUUUGACUCCUACGUGAUGCCCAUGCUGUGCCCGCCCGUGCCCUGGACCUCGGCUAAAUUCGGCGCUUACCUCCUCACCCCCACCAAAAUGAUGCGCGCGGUGGAAGGCGCCAACCAGCAUGAGAUCCUGCUGGAAAAGUGCCAGGAUGCUGACCUCCAUGCCGUGCUGGACUCCCUCAACCAGCUGGGCAACGCAGCCUGGAGGAUCAACCAGCCCUUGCUGGACAUCAUCAUCUCCAUCUUCAAUGACAAGGGUAGUGAGAAGCUGGAUGUUCCGCCGCCCAACUCUGAGGCUCCUAAGAUUCCCCGCUACAACCAGCAGGACUCAGCCACCUUCACCUCAGCCGAGAAGGCCCACCUGAAGAGGGAGGUGGUUAAUGCCAAGAAGAAGUGCAGUGAGAUGCACAGCCUCAGGAUGGACGCCCUCUAUAAACUCUCCAUCGCCAACCACAUGAGGGACGAGGUCUUCUGGUUCCCCCACAACAUGGACUUCCGCGGGCGCACCUACCCGUGCCCGCCCUACUUCAACCACCUAGGCAGCGAUGUGACCAGGGCCGUCCUGGUGUUUGCGGAGGGGAAGCCCUUAGGGCCGGGCGGGCUGCAAUGGCUGAAGAUCCACCUGGUCAACCUGACAGGCUUGAAGAAACGCAGCUCGCUGGCAGGCAGGUUGGAGUACGCCAACACAAUCAUGGAGGACAUCCUGGACUCUGCAGACAACCCCCUCAUCGGUAAGAAGUGGUGGCAGAAUGCAGAUGAACCCUGGCAAACCCUGGCCUGCUGUAUGGAGAUAGCCAACGCCGUCAGGUCACCUGACCCCACACACUUCAUCUCCCACUUUCCUGUACAUCAGGAUGGCUCGUGUAACGGCCUGCAGCACUAUGCAGCCCUGGGUCGAGACGUGAUUGGUGCCACCUCUGUGAACCUUAUUCCCUGUGAGGUGCCCCAGGAUGUCUACAGCGGGGUGGCACAGCAGGUGGAGGAGUUCCGUGUGCGGGAUGCUGAGAAGGGUCUGAAGAUCGCCCAGGUGCUGGAGGGCUUCAUCAGCAGGAAGGUGGUGAAGCAGACGGUGAUGACGGUGGUGUACGGGGUGACGCGCUACGGAGGACGCCUCCAGAUAGAGAAGAGGCUCAAGGAGAUUGAUGACUUCCCCAAGGAGUAUGUAUGGGAUGCCUCUCACUACCUGGUCCACCAGGUGUUCAGCAGUCUGAAGGAGAUGUUCACCGGCACUAGAGAGAUCCAGGACUGGCUGACGGAGAGCGCCAGGCUCAUCUCUAAGUCGGGCAGCACGGUAGAGUGGGUGACACCCCUGGGCCUUCCCAUCAUCCAGCCCUACCACCGCAGCCGGACACAGAUGCUGAAGGCCACCAUCCAGUACCUGAGUUUCCAGAUCACCCACGACUCUAAAGAGAGACCAGACACUGUGAAACAGAAGAAUGCCUUCCCUCCUAACUUCAUCCAUUCUCUGGACUCCACACACAUGAUGCUGACUGCUCUCUACUGCUACAGCGCCGGCCUGACGUUCGUCUCCGUCCACGAUUGCUUCUGGACCCACGCCAUCACAGUCGACACCAUGAACAAAGUUUGCCGGGAGCAGUUUGUGGCACUGCACAGCCAGCCCAUCCUUCAAGAGCUGUCCAACUUCCUACUGAAGAAAUACUGUUCUGGGCUACAGAGUGAGGUCAAAAGCAAAAAGUUUCUGGAGUACCGGAGAAUGCUGCUGCUGCUGGCCAAAGUGCCCCAAACAGGCAACUUUGAUCUCCAGCGGGUAAAGGAAUCCACUUACUUCUUCAGCUGAGAGGAACAGGCAGACAGGAAGCAGAAGCCAAUGGAGGGAGUUGAGUGGGAUUGACAGGCUGUGAGGCUGAACACUGGGAGGGCUGCGUGGGGCCUGGGAGGCUGGGAGGUCUUGUCUCCCUCAGACAUCGGCUGAUUGAUCCACAGCCCGCUGGGCGAAGCCAAGGCCUUCGGAAGCAGCUCAAUCACUCAUAAUGACCCAGACAGACAGCUAGCCACAGACCAUUGUGGGAGGAGAAGAGGAAAGGCCAGCUCUGGAGAGGAGAGGAGAGAAACUGGGUGGUUGUGAGAGAACGUUUCCGUGUGUCAAUGUGUGCGAAUGACAUUUCUUGAUGAGAAUGUGAACGUUGCUUUAUACUGUAUUACGCUCGUGUUCCUCACACCUGUGUGUCCUCCCCUUAUCAGGUAUACCCCCAUUACAUAAAGAGCCAGAGACACUAAGCGAGACUUCUGAGUGAGCGUUUAUCAACGGUGUAGCCCAGUGUGGUCGGUCUGUGCCCUCCAUCCCCCCUCCUUCUCUGGGCAGAGUCGGUCGGCUCUCUCCCUCCGGCUAACACCUGGGUCAUUAAAGCACAUGAUCCUGCCUUUCAUCGAUUCAGAGGCACCCAGGAAGAGAUGCCCACUCUCACAUUUCGAGCGAUACUUCAUUUACAUCACAAGUUUCCAAUAGAGACAGUUACUCUCACUUACAGAGAGAGGGAAGAAGAUAGAAAUAAUGGAUUGGAAUGGGGGAGAAAUCUGUGACUUCGUGUUCUUAUUUUCACCUUUUGGAGUAAUUAAGCAAUAGAUAUUUUUUUUUAAAUAAACAUGUAUUUCUUAAAGCAUCUCUUGUUAAUUUGAUGAUAAGAGUUUUGAUUGGAUUAUGUGUUUACAGACAUGGGGGUUUAUUUCAUUAUAUCUGUACCCUUUAAUUGUAUCGAGCGUCAUAAGAUGGUCCACAAAGGGUUUGAAGAAUUGCUAAUCAACAAAGAUCAUAUUUUUCUGGGCCAGUGCCCACAUCUAGAGGUAAAAAAAAAAGCAGAAAUGGUAUCUGAUCUGGGCUUCAAACGCAACAGCAGUUUCAGACAAAAGGUGCUGAGUCAAUGUUCAAAUGCAAAUGUAGCCUAGACCCAAACAGAACUGGCUGUGAGAGGGAGGACGUCAUGAAAUAUGGAUGAUCCUGCUGUUUAAAAAAAUAAAAAAAGCCACAUUCUUUUUUUCUGCUUUUCCAGUCUGUGUAACUGGUCAUUUGUUUGCCAUGAAUCUGGCACAGUUACAAUUGUAUGUAGCGUUGAUGAAUUAUUUUAGUGUUGCAGUUGAAACGGAAUACUUCGGCGACACUACUUAAACUAAACCAUUUCAUAAAUACAGUAUUACUGAACAAUUCGCAUG
Oncorhynchus nerka (sockeye salmon) is the source of this 5456-nucleotide messenger RNA. RefSeq names its product DNA-directed RNA polymerase, mitochondrial-like. Gene Ontology annotation, cellular component: mitochondrial DNA-directed RNA polymerase complex. Gene Ontology annotation, biological process: mitochondrial transcription. The transcript is spliced from 21 exons. Gene Ontology annotation, molecular function: protein binding; mitochondrial promoter sequence-specific DNA binding; DNA-directed RNA polymerase activity. The record is from RefSeq and is a predicted model, not a curated record. The coding region runs from base 67 to 4086 and encodes 1339 amino acids. Lineage: Eukaryota; Metazoa; Chordata; Actinopteri; Salmoniformes; Salmonidae.